This is a messenger RNA of Trichobilharzia szidati, 788 nucleotides long. NCBI's taxonomy places the organism in Eukaryota, Metazoa, Platyhelminthes, Trematoda, Strigeidida, Schistosomatidae. The record is from the annotation of a GenBank genome assembly.
UUUUUUCUCUCGAAAACUUACAGAAGAUCCUAGUUGGCAUUGGUUAUUAAGCGGCGCGCAAUACAGUGAUUUGCGUUACUUCAAUGGAAAACAAAUAAGUGGAUAAAUUUCAUAUCAUGGAGAAACGUGAAGGUGUUAGGCGUCCUUUAGAUGAUGCAGCUAAAGAAAGAAGACAAAAGAAAACACUAAGCUUGUUAGAACAAGAUAACCAUAUUGAAGAACCACAUACCGAUGUGAAAGGCACUAAAAAGCCUCAAUUCGGAGAUGAGGAUGAUGACAUUUCAGCGAAGCGCCGUAAAAAAAAGCGUAUAUCAAAUAUGCGUUCGCGUUGUAGGAAAACAUUUGAAAUUUUACUAGAUGAAGAAUACCAAGCAACAAAAGGAGGAGCUACGGGUGCUUGUUAUUUUACUGCUGCUGCCCCUUCUACAAAGCUGCCUAUCCGGAAGUUUUGUAAUGUUUGUGGUUUUAAAGGACUGUAUAAUUGUAUGAUAUGUAGUUUACCAUAUUGUAGCAGAAAGUGUUUUGAAAUACAUUCAGAUACGCGGUGUAUGAAAUGGGUUGCCUAAACCUACUAUACAUAUAACCGCUGUAAGAAGUAAUUGUAUAUAUCUUUUUGAACUCUUGCACUUAAUUCCUUCAAGAUAUUCACUACUUUUGUACACCUCCACUGCAUUCCUUACUUUUAAAUUGUAUAUUUAUUUCGCUUGUAAAGUCCUUUAAGUAUAAAGUUUUGUGCUUGGUAAUUGUGCAGUUUUACUAUUCAUUCUUCUGUAUAUUCUUUAUCCUUC